AGGGCGGGCGGCGAGGGAGCGGACGCGGAGACGCAGGGGCGGCGGCGCCGAGGGGACGAGCUGCGCACCUGGAAAGUUACCCGGCUGGCUGGUCCUUGAGCAAAAUGGGAAAUGGUUCUGUGAAACCCAAACAUUCUAAGAAUCCAGAUGGCCACUCUGGGAACCUCACUACCAGUGCCCUCCGGAGCAAGGUGACAGAGCUGGAGAGAGAGCUGAGGAGGAAGGAUGCCGAGAUCCAGGAACGGGAGUACCAUUUGAAGGAGCUACGGGAGCAGCUGUCCAAGCAGACUGUGGCCAUUGCAGAGCUCACGGAGGAGCUCCAGAACAAGUGCAUCCAGCUGAACAAGCUUCAGGAUGUGGUGCACAUGCAGGGAGGGAGCCCGCCUCAGGCGUCUCCAGAUAAAGUGCCUCUUGAGGUCCACCGCAAGACCUCAGGAUUGGUCUCCCUCCAUAGCAGGAGGGGAGCAAAGGCUGGAGUGUCUGCUGAGCCCACCACCCGAACCUAUGACCUCAACAAACCCCCUGAAUUUUCCUUUGAGAAAGCGAGAGUCAGAAAAGACUCCAGUGAGAAGAAACUCAUUACAGAUGCCCUUAAUAAAAAUCAAUUUCUGAAGAGACUGGAUCCUCAGCAGAUCAAAGACAUGGUGGAAUGCAUGUAUGGGAGAAACUACCAACAAGGGAGUUACAUUAUUAAGCAAGGAGAACCAGGAAACCAUAUCUUUGUACUGGCAGAGGGUCGACUAGAGGUGUUCCAAGGGGAGAAAUUGCUGUCAUCCAUUCCUAUGUGGACCACGUUUGGGGAACUAGCGAUUUUAUACAACUGUACAAGGACUGCCUCUGUGAAAGCUAUUACCAAUGUUAAAACAUGGGCACUAGAUCGGGAGGUAUUCCAGAAUAUAAUGAGAAGGACUGCCCAGGCUAGAGAUGAACAGUACAGAAACUUCCUCAGAAGUGUAUCCUUGCUGAAGAAUUUACCUGAAGAUAAAUUAACCAAGAUCAUUGACUGCUUGGAAGUGGAAUACUAUGACAAAGGAGAUUACAUUAUUAGAGAGGGCGAGGAAGGAAGUACCUUUUUCAUUUUAGCAAAAGGAAAGGUAAAAGUCACCCAGAGUACUGAGGGCCAUGAUGAACCACAACUGAUAAAAACUCUGCAGAAAGGAGAAUAUUUUGGAGAAAAAGCUCUUAUCAGUGAAGAUGUCAGAUCAGCUAACAUUAUUGCCGAAGAAAAUGAUGUCGCAUGCCUGGUUAUAGAUCGAGAAACAUUCAACCAAACAGUCGGGACUUUUGAAGAACUCCAAAAAUACCUGGAAGGGUAUGUGGCAAACCUGAAUCGCGAUGAUGAAAAAAGACAUGCAAAGAGAUCCAUGUCUAGCUGGAAGCUGUCCAAAGCACUCUCUUUGGAGAUGAUUCAGCUGAAGGAGAAAGUGGCCAGAUUUUCUUCAUCCUCCCCAUUCCAGAACCUUGAGAUUAUCGCAACACUGGGCGUUGGUGGGUUCGGAAGAGUUGAGCUUGUUAAGGUGAAAAAUGAGAACGUUGCUUUUGCUAUGAAGUGUAUAAGGAAGAAGCACAUAGUUGACACGAAGCAGCAGGAGCACGUCUACUCAGAAAAGAGGAUCCUGGAAGAGCUGUGCUCCCCCUUCAUCGUGAAAUUAUAUCGCACUUUCAAGGACAAUAAGUAUGUAUACAUGCUUCUGGAGGCCUGCUUAGGUGGGGAGCUGUGGAGCAUAUUGAGAGACAGAGGCAGCUUUGAUGAACCCACCUCCAAGUUCUGCGUUGCUUGUGUGACAGAAGCGUUCGAUUACCUGCAUCGGCUUGGUAUUAUCUACAGAGACCUGAAACCAGAAAACUUAAUUCUAGAUGCUGAAGGCUAUCUUAAAUUGGUUGACUUUGGAUUUGCUAAGAAAAUAGGAUCUGGACAGAAAACGUGGACAUUCUGUGGAACUCCAGAGUACGUAGCUCCUGAAGUCAUUCUCAACAAAGGACAUGACUUCAGUGUGGAUUUUUGGUCCCUGGGAAUUCUAGUGUAUGAGCUCCUAACGGGCAACCCACCCUUUUCUGGGAUUGACCAGAUGAUGACCUACAAUUUGAUUCUCAAAGGAAUUGAAAAAAUGGAUUUUCCCAGGAAGAUAACAAGACGACCUGAGGAUUUGAUUCGGAGGCUUUGCAGGCAGAAUCCAACAGAAAGAUUGGGAAAUCUGAAGAAUGGCAUCAAUGACAUUAAGAAACACAGGUGGUUAAAUGGUUUUAAUUGGGAAGGACUGAAAGCACGGAACCUUCAAUCACCUUUACAAAGAGAGCUCAGUGGACCCACAGAUCACAGCUACUUUGACAAGUAUCCUCCUGAGAAGGGGGUGCCUCCAGAUGAGCUGUCAGGCUGGGAUAAAGACUUCUGACAGCAGAAAAGAGAUGAUUGCUGCCUACAUACACAAGAGGACUAUGAGGACCAACAAUCCAACACUGAUUAUUUCUCUCUGGAGUAGUAUACUAUCUUUCAGAAGACCAUUAGCGAA
This is a messenger RNA of Hippopotamus amphibius kiboko, 2510 nucleotides long. It is a transcript of the gene PRKG2, whose product is annotated as protein kinase cGMP-dependent 2. The coding region runs from base 105 to 2393 and encodes 762 amino acids. The record is from RefSeq and is a predicted model, not a curated record. Gene Ontology annotation, molecular function: cGMP-dependent protein kinase activity; ATP binding. Gene Ontology annotation, biological process: protein phosphorylation. Lineage: Eukaryota; Metazoa; Chordata; Mammalia; Artiodactyla; Hippopotamidae. The transcript has 19 exons.